This is a messenger RNA of Aphanomyces invadans, 605 nucleotides long. RefSeq lists its product as hypothetical. The record is from RefSeq and is a predicted model, not a curated record. The transcript has a single exon. Lineage: Eukaryota; Oomycota; Saprolegniomycetes; Saprolegniales; Verrucalvaceae. Bases 15 to 521 code for a protein of 168 amino acids.
GCCACGACUGCACCAUGCUCCAUGCGACAGGGCCGGUCCAGCUAGCCAUGCCCACCACACUGCAGCAGUCGCGCCCGAUCAUGCGCGAGAAGCGCCGACUAUCAGACGCCGCCAUCGCGCCAGCGUAUCCCGUCAAACGAACGAGAUCAUUAACAGACUACGACUUCGAAGAAAUGCUCGCGACCGUCCUGGCGAUGGCGGAAGAUUUGUACCUGUUGCUUGACGUGGUCGCCGACAUAUGCCAGGACAAAAAGUGUCGGCGAUGCAACACACACGACAUCGAGACCCUUCGAAGGAACCUCAACGGCAUUGAGAACACCGUCAAGGAUCUGGACGAUGCCAAAGCUGUGGCGUGCAGCGUCCACGCCGUCCAAGCCAUGUGUGUUGAUUUGUUUGCCGUCCUCAAAUACAUCAUGGGAGGCGCCCACUACGGAGAUGUCGUUGCGCUCGACCUGGGCCACCUCGUCCUCGGGUGCCGCAACCAGUUUGCCCAGUUCAUGAUGCAAUACUCACUCAAUUAAACACAAAUCUAUCGACCAACCUCAGUAUACCAUAGGCAGUAUAUCGUCGUCUUGAAUUGUAAUAUCACGACCCCGGAGUUUACU